AUGAUGAUGUUCAGGAUGAUACUCGUCUGCGCUUUGGUUGGGGCUGGCUCCGCGCUGAGCUGCAGGUGGAUGGAGCAUAAAUAUAGAGACUACAGAGACAACUCUUUGGGUCUUCUUAACGCAAUGGUGAACAACUCCAUCAGUUCCAUCAACUCCACUGAAGACGCUGAUCUGGAGGAUGCCGUAGCCUUCCCAAAUGAGCUCUAUAACGUUGCAUCUAAAGCAAUUACAGAGGAGAGGAUCAGAUUCGUGGCACAGCUUCUGGAUGAGAUUGUCGCCCUGUUUGAGGAGGACCAGACGUCUGCGUCCUGGCACGAGAGCGCAGUGGAUGACUUUCUCAACGUCAUUACGCAGCAAGCAGAUGGACUCCGAUCAUGCGUUGCAUCCCAGAGCCUCAAAAGAAAGAACAGGAAGCUGAGCAUGUAUUUCAAGAGGCUGUCAACUCUGCUAGAGCAAAUGGGCCAUAGCACAGGAGCCUGGGAAUGGGUCCACAAAGAAGUGAAACUGCACCUGUACAGAGCAGACCUGCUUGUUGCCUUUAUAGCCAAGAAAAAACACUAAUGUCUUAUUUAUGUUAUUUAUGUAUUUAUUAGUUUUUAUUGAUGAAAUGGACUGUGUAUAUUUUUAUUAUGAUUGCACUGUACUCUUACACUUACACAGUUAUAAUAUGGAUUUGGGGUCUGUGAUAAUGAGUUACAUGAAAUACUUAAUGUGGUCAAAGCAUUGUACUAAAGCAAACGACAUCAACAUUACAAUCAAUAUUACUUGAGUAAAAGCAAACCAGUACUGAAUAUUUAUUAUGUGACAUCAGUUCUACUACUACUCAAAUAAAUUACAGAUUCUGGCAAAAAAGUCAAAAUGAAAUUAAUUAGAAAAAGACUAAAGAAAAAGUUAAUCAUCAACUUAAGCGAUGGCUUUUGUGCU
Molecule: messenger RNA, 924 nt
Organism: Periophthalmus magnuspinnatus
Lineage: Eukaryota; Metazoa; Chordata; Actinopteri; Gobiiformes; Gobiidae
Product: interferon a3-like
Exons: 5
Coding region: 1-561 (186 amino acids)
Biological process (GO): defense response; response to exogenous dsRNA
Cellular component (GO): extracellular region
Molecular function (GO): cytokine receptor binding
Source: RefSeq, a predicted model, not a curated record